CCACAGGCCUGGGAGAAUGGAAGGUUCGUCUGCGCUGUCGUUGAGUUGUGCGCGUAUUACUUGAAAAUAAAAAAUUCGUCUACCUUGCCGUUGAGUUGUAUUACGACCUCAUUUUAGCUGCGUUCCGCAAGGUGCACGUUUGUAUGAGAUUUAUCUGUGAUAUUUCCCGCGCGAUAUAUGAGAUUCUCAGCGGCUCCUAGGAAUCGUACAAAUAUGGGUGACACCGGUCACGUUGAUGUGUUAAGCGGUGAUUCCGCGCGUUUAACAACGGAUUCUGGCUUUAGCGAUCUUCUGAGAUCGGCAGAGCAAUUGUCCGCAGCGGUCGAAGGAAAUGAGGAACUACCACAAGUCGAGAGAAAUCUUCGGCAGGUACUGGAAGCUUCCAAUGAAUUAUGGGCUCGUGUCACUCAAACCAGCACGCAGGACAACGAAGCACAGGCUCAUCUCUUAUUAGGAUCUCGAGGGAUAGAUUUGCCCCAGAUCUCACAGAAGUUAAAUUCGCUCAGUGCAAGACGUACAUUUGAGCCUUUAGAUCCUAUUGCGGAUACUGACAUUGUUAGCUUUCUCAGAAAUGAAAAGGAAAAUGCAAUCCUUUUCAUUAUUGAACAGGUUCAUAGAGAUACAUUUGAGCUUACUAGAACUGAACAAAUGGAGCAUAUGCUGGGUGAAUGGAAGCAAAUGCGUUAUGAAAUAAUAAAUGCCAUGACUGCACCAUCUGGUGAACUAGUGGAUUUACGUGGAGCACCACAACGUACAAAACUAGCUGGUUCAAUGGUCAGCGGUCUCUCCAACAUAGAGGUGGCAUAUGUGAAAGAAAUACAGAAUUAUAACGAUCAUGUACUUAGAGGUAUAACACGACCCAGCUUAUUCACUGCAUUCUACAAAGCCUCAGAAUCAUUCAAUGACAAGAAAAUCACAGAGCUUUGGCAAAUGGUGAAGUGUAUGGUUGAUAUCCCACCAACACCCAGAGGGGAUCAGAUAAAAUCUAGAAGCAGUCCAGUAAUCGAACAAAAAAUUGUUUCACAAGCUAGAAAGUAUCUAGAAAAUAGAUAUAGAGACUUUAUGAAUUCCAUCAUCAACGAUAAUCUGGCACAGGCAAAACGCGGCGGCCUUCCUGGCACUAUACCUUUGAUUAAGAGUUUUGUGGGUGUUAAAGUACAAAACUUGCCAGACUUGGAAGAUGUUAUGGUCGAGGAUAAGCCGUUGUGGCCGUUGGUAUAUUACUGUAUGCGAUCUGGCGAUUACAAAGCCGCGUUGCAGUGUCUCAACCAAUGCGCUACAGAAUUCCCGGAAUUCAAAACUGCGCUUGAAGAAGCUUGUGACGAUCCGCAGCAUCAUCCAAGCAAUCGCGCCGAGUCCAUCCUGAAGUUGCACUGCCGGAAACAAAUGCGAUCUGUCGGUGAUCCAUAUAAGAGAGCAGCGUAUUGCGCUUUAGUUCCUUGCGAACCUGACGAUCUCCACUCCGAAGUUAUAUCUACGGCAGACGAUUACUUAUGGUUGAAACUGUGUCAAGUUAGAGAACAGUCGGACGUUGAGAAUAAAUUGACGCUGGAUUAUCUGCAAACUACGAUCUCGGAGAUAUAUGGAGAAACUUAUUAUCAUGCACACGAACAGCCCUUUUUGUACUUCUCAAUGUUGUUCUUAACUGGACAAUUCGAAGCAGCCAUAGAGUUCUUGGCCACGGGUGCUGGAGCGAGACAUUUGCCGCACGCGGUGCAUUUAGCGGCUGCUAUGCACGAGCACAAUUUAUUGGCCGUCAGUCAGAGUGUUUUGGCGCCUCUGAUAAGUGUGGAUCCUGCUGACAAGCCACCGGCGAAAAGACUUAAUUUCGCUAGACUGAUAUUGUUGUACGUUAAAAGAUUUGAAGCAUCAGAUCCAAAGGAGAGCCUUCAUUAUCUAUUUUUACUAAGAUGUAUGAAGGACUCGUAUGAGCGUAAUAUGUUCGCGGCAUUUGCUGCGGAAAUGGUGGUAGAUGCUACUCCCGCAAACCGCGUUUUGUUAGUCGGAAAGCUUGACAAAGAUCGAAGACUACCAGGAAUCUUGGAUCAAUUCCAAAUCAACACGGACGACGUAAUAAAUAUAUGCGCCGACAUGUUAUAUAGGAAAGGUCUGCUGGAAGACGCAGUGGCGAUGUACGAUUUAGCAGGAAAUCAGGAGAAAGUCCUCAGUUUGAUGUGCACGCUUCUCACACAAGUAGUCAGCCAAAAAGGAAUACCUGGUUCUCUCAGAACACGUUUGCAAGUUACAGCCAUGGACAUUAGUACGAGAUACAAAGAUGCCGCAAUUCAAGCACCUUCCGAAGUAGUAUCUUCAUUUUACACUUUGAGGGAUCUUAUGGUUUUCUUCGAUCAAUUCCAUAAUGAACAAUAUCAAAGUGCGCUUAGAACAAUUGCAGAUUCGAAAAUGUUACCUCUCCAAGUAAAAGAAGUUGAUGAAAGAGUGAAUGCUUUACGACGAGUAUCGCCCGAAGUAGCUGGCACAUUGGCCGACGUUCUCCUAGCUACUAUGACAAUAUUAUAUCGUCAGUAUCAAAAAUUGCGCUCGGUGGAACCAGGUGAUGAGAUUGCGCGAGAGCAACAGUUGCACGAUCUUCGAGAGCAAGCCCGGGCAUUAACGAGUUUCGCAGGGACUUUGCCAUAUCGUAUGCCAAACGAGACGAACAGUAAACUUGUACAAAUGGAGAUUUUGAUGCAUUAAGAAGUCGACUGUUACUAAAUAUAAAAUUAAACCUUUAGAAUCUAUUAAAUCGAAAUCGACAAGUUUGUUUCAACCUGUGUAUGUAACAUAGAGUUUGAUGAUCAUUAACAAAUAUCACAUUUGGCAUCUGCCGAUGUAAGAUUAAAAUUUUUAGUAUUAAUUUAACGUUAACAUUCUUUCUCUCUUUAAUUUUAAAUAUAACAAGAUUGCUCAUUUCCAUCACCAAGUAUAUAAUAAUAAAAGUAGUAUUGUUUUGAGAUAACAGGUGAUUUUUGUAGGUGUUCAUUUCCUUCGUGUACUAUAUAUAAUGUUGCAAAAGAAAAUGUAUGACAGAAAAAGAGAUCCAGUGUUGCAUCUUAAUUAUUUUUGUAUUUCUCUUUGUAUAUAUAUAUAUGCGUGUGAUAUAAUAAAUACGAAUUUUUACAGAUA
Molecule: messenger RNA, 3126 nt
Organism: Odontomachus brunneus
Lineage: Eukaryota; Metazoa; Arthropoda; Insecta; Hymenoptera; Formicidae
Product: nuclear pore complex protein Nup93-like
Exons: 7
Coding region: 178-2697 (839 amino acids)
Biological process (GO): protein import into nucleus; poly(A)+ mRNA export from nucleus
Cellular component (GO): nuclear pore
Molecular function (GO): structural constituent of nuclear pore
Source: RefSeq, a predicted model, not a curated record